UGCGCCAUAGACAAAGGUCGGGCGCGCGCACGUCCUUACGCACGCCUCGGUCGGCGGCGGCGGGCGAGCGCGGGCGGGACCGUCAACGGAGGGGCUUGGAGCCCGGCAGCCCGGCAGCCCGGCAGCCCGGCGGCCGCUUUGGCAGCGUGUGAGCAACUUCCUGCCAAGAACGCAGGUCACCGCUGAGAAGGGGGCCUUAGAAGAAGAGUAUCCAGAGGAAGCCAGUUUCAGAGGAAUCACACUCCCCACAGCAACAUGAGACAGUGCACACCCACAUCUGUGUCCGACUGGCGAAGACUGUAGCUCUCCUGGUCAGAGGGUCCUGGAGGCAGCAUGCACCAGGAGCCUCUCUAGAGGAAGAAUGGAGCCACAUAUGAACUCUCUACAAUGAACACGAUUUUCAACUUAGGAAGGAAUUUUAAGUAAAACAGUUAUAUAAUUUCCACAUAAUCAGGUUCAAUAGCCUUCUGUGUGAGGUGCCAGCAGUCACCCCCUCCACAGGAGUUAGCAGGAUUUUUCUGGCACCAGGUCAAUCUCUUCUUGUUUCUUCUGGCAGUGAUAAAUCUUCAGGACAGGUUUAUCUGUUGAAUGCUUUUGGGCAGGAGAAAAAAAAACCAAACCUUCUGGAAGCAGCACAAGAGUAGUCAAGCUGAGAUCCCUCUGGCACCGUGCACCUUUCCAGAGCCCAGCCUGGACUCAGAUGCUCACACCAGAGAUUGAUCCUGCCUCGGCCACCUCUAAAGCCCAUCUGUUCUGGGCGAGCUGGCGUUUCUGGCUGCCUCCUCUGGCCCUCUGCACUGCCAUCCGGCUCCCAGGCUUUCUGUUCAGGCAGUCAGAUGUUGUGACUUUUGGAAUGGAGCUUGUUAUCCUUUGGGAACUCGCUUUCUUUCCCAGGCUGGUGCCGUCUGAGGGGACCGUCUGAAGGCCAUUUUGCUCUUGGGGACGAGGGCAUUGGCCUUACCUGGGUUGUCCACCAUGUUCCUGUUGCUGCCUUUUGACAGCCUGAUUGUCAACCUGCUGGGCAUCUCCCUGACUGUGCUCUUCACCCUCCUUCUUGUUUUCAUCAUAGUCCCUGCCAUUUUUGGAGUCUCCUUUGGCAUCCGAAAGCUCUACAUGAAAACUUUGUUAAAAAUCUUUGCGUGGGCUACCUUGAGAAUGGAGAGAGGAGCCAAGGAGAAGAACCACCAACUGUACAAGCCCUACACCAAUGGAAUCAUUGCAAAAGAUCCCACUUCACUGGAAGAAGAGAUCAAAGAAAUCCGUCGUGGCGGUAGUAGUAAGGCUCUGGACAAAUCCCCGGACUUUGAGCUCUCUGACAUUUUCUACUUCUGCCGCAAAGGAAUGGAGACCAUUAUGGAUGAUGAGGUGACAAAGAGGUUCUCAGCAGAGGAGUUGGAGUCCUGGAACUUGCUGAGCAGAACCAAUUAUAACUUCCAGUAUAUCAGCCUACGGCUCACUGUCUUGUGGGGCUUAGGAGUGCUGAUCCGCUAUUGCUUCCUUCUGCCGCUCAGGAUAGCUCUUGCUUUCACGGGGAUUAGCCUUCUGGUGGUGGGUACAACUGUGGUGGGAUACCUGCCAAAUGGGAGGUUGAAGGAGUUCCUGAGCAAACAUGUUCACCUGAUGUGUUACCGCAUCUGCGUGCGAGCCCUGACAGCCAUCAUUACCUACCAUGACAGGGAAAACAGGCCUAGAAAUGGUGGCAUCUGUGUGGCCAAUCAUACCUCUCCUAUUGACGUCAUCAUUUUGGCCAGUGAUGGCUACUAUGCCAUGGUGGGCCAAGUGCACGGGGGCCUCAUGGGUGUGAUUCAGAGAGCCAUGGUGAAGGCCUGUCCCCACGUCUGGUUCGAGCGGUCGGAAGUGAAAGAUCGCCACCUGGUGGCUAAGAGACUGACUGAGCAUGUGCGGGAUAAAAGCAAGCUGCCCAUCCUCAUCUUCCCAGAGGGAACCUGCAUCAAUAAUACAUCAGUGAUGAUGUUCAAAAAGGGAAGUUUUGAGAUUGGAGCCACAGUUUACCCUGUUGCUAUCAAGUAUGAUCCCCAAUUCGGUGAUGCCUUCUGGAACAGCAGCAAAUACGGAAUGGUGACCUACCUGCUGAGGAUGAUGACCAGCUGGGCCAUUGUCUGCAGCGUGUGGUACCUGCCUCCCAUGACCAGAGAGACUGACGAAGAUGCUGUCCAGUUUGCAAAUAGGGUGAAAUCCGCCAUUGCCAGACAGGGGGGGCUCGUGGACCUGCUGUGGGAUGGUGGUCUGAAGAGGGAGAAGGUGAAGGACACAUUCAAGGAGGAACAGCAGAAGCUCUAUAGCAAGAUGAUCGUCGGCAACCAGGAGGACAGGAGCCGGUCCUGAGCCCGUGUGGUGUGGCUGGAGCCACCCUUUCUGGACCUCAGGGCUCUUCACGCUGCUGUGCAUCCCAGGACCCCAGCCUCCUCAGAGCCACCCCAGGUCCCUGGGCCAGCCGUCAGAAGUGACCGCUGCUGGGCACUGUGCCCAGGACGAGAUGCCUUCUUGUUUCUUGUAUGACAUGUCUGCUGGAGGAAUACCAUUAAAGUCAGCUCUCCACUUGGGCGGGUGUGGGGCUGAGUGUGGGGAAGGUUGGCCCUACUCUGUGCUCUGAUGUUAGGAGGUUAGUCUGUUACGGAUGCCCCCCCCCCCCCCACCAGGGCCUUUGCUGGGAAAGCUGCCCGCUCAGCAACAGAGGCACUGCCCAGGCAGUGUGGCUCGCUUCCACCUACACAUCACCUCCCUGCCUGGGACCCUGCAGAGAUGAUGAAAAGAAAACUUACCUGCAGGGGCUGCCAGCAAAGUGAGGUUUUCCGCGCUCACACUCCUGCCCGUGCGGUCACCCAAGGGGCUGGGCAGCGGUGAGGUGGACUUGUUGCCAGUGUGGGACACCAGGGAUCAGUUUGUGCUCAAACUCCAGUGCUGACCCUGGACGCCCAUGUGACUUUGCUCUCUGUUACAUGUGCCUCAGUUUCCCCAUCUAACCCGGAUCAGGCGGGGAGGGGCUGUGCCUACCUCACUGGGUUGUUGUGGGGCCUGUGGUGCUGGUCUGAAUGAAGGAUGAGCGUUCCGAGUGCAGGGCCGCCACGUGGCAGGGUCUGAGUGCACGUCCCAGGCUGCUGCUCAGGCUUUGCGUUUGUUUCUGUGAGUAAAUAAAAGUGUCUUUGAAGGUGAACCAAUUGAGGGGCUUUUCCCUUCACUCUUUCUCCCCUAGAAUAGUCCCAAGCAGUGUGUGUCAAAAAAGAAUCCAUGUCUCCACUCUGAUGUGAACAAAACCCCAGGGCUACAGGAGAUUCACCUGACUCUGGAAUGAGGAAUAACAAUGCUCGGGAGAGUUUACCUCUCCUCAGAUGUGUGCUUACCUGUCAGUUAAUGUAGAUUUUUCCAGCACGGAGAGAAUCUCCCCACAGAAAUCCAUGGGCGCUAUUGGGCUGGAGGUGGAGAGGUGGGGGAUGGCAGGGGCUGCCCGGCUGUAAGUGCAGAGAGGCAGCGAGGAAAUUCAAGGGCGCGGGAGGGUCAGUGAGGGUGACGGACGGGCAGGUGGCCAUUUGGUGGGCCACCUGUGGACACGACAGGCCUGUCCAAAGCCAGGUAGCCCUCACUGGUUCUUGCUUCCAGAGCCCACCAAUUUCAAAUCCCCCAGAGCAGCGUGACCUCGCCCCCACCCCGAUUUGUCCAUCUGCCUGACCCUCCCACCCUUGCUCCCGCAUGACAUGACCUGACACUGUUGGGGAUUCGGCACCAGCCAUGGUGUCACCUCUCCAAGGCAGCCCCCCGGCCUGUGGGGUGGGGCUGGGGCAUCGGCCUGCUCCUCAGGCCCCAGCUCAGAGAGCUCUUUGUCUUACCUGCCCUUUGUCUGACCCUCGCCCAGACUACCCCCUUUCCUGUUCCUCCCUGAAGGGCCAUCAUGCCUGCCAGCCCUGCUGCUAAUCCGUGAUAAAGUCUUUUUUCUCUCAAAAACACUAUUAGGAUUGUAAGGAACAGCCUCUUAUGAACUGUUGUACAAAAUGUUUGAGAUAAACUUUUUUUUUCAGCCUUUACAGGAGGCUUUUUCAACAAUGCUGAAAAGCUAUCUGGAAUAAUCUUUAAAAAUUGGUCCUGAAGAUCAAGAUCCCUUUAAAAAAAAGUUUUCUGCUGUUUAGUAUGUUUACCUCAUGGUUUUCAGAGAUAUUUUUAAAAUAUUUUAAUUUUCUCACACUGUUCAGCAAAUGUCGACUGCUAGUAACAUUGCAGGGUGAUGGCAAGGACCUGGUUUAGAGUCUUCGCUGUGGAGGGAGAUACUAGGGGAGACGGAGCAGUGAUGGCUUUACUCUUCUGCUCAGCAAAGGGAUGUGAACUGCACCCCAAAAGAGAAAUCUGCUGUUUUUAUCUAGUGCAUGUUCAAGUGCACACACUGGGCUGUUCCGUCCUAUUAGGGCCCUGCAGGCCCCUGACUCAAGUGAAAGAUGAUUUUGCUUUGGGAUAAGUUAUUCUUGGUGGUAAAAUUUCAGACCACUUAGGAGUAAGGACAAGAAACAUAUAAGAGAAUGUCAGGCCCAAAAUACACCCACGCUUUUGAUGCCAGCAGCCCUGAGGACCGUCUUGGAAUAAAACCAAAUAGCAUUAGUAAGUGCGAUGAGCACAGCAGCUUCCAAUUCCACCAAGCCCACCACUCAUUGGCUGUUCUGACUUUAUCUCUCUAUUUCCUGAUCUAUAAGGACUUGGGCAGAUGGUGUCUAAGGCCCUUUCCACCUUAAUUUCUGUACUUCUUAAACCCAUAUGCAAACCUUGGUUGUAAGCUCUAAAUCACUUUGAAUCCAACACCAAGGCUAGUGAAACGCCAGCCCACGAGAGGGUGUCCUGCGUGUAAGGGGGAGUCCAGGGUUUUAGGUGGUUGUGGGGCUGGGUGGGUUUGGUUGUGGAUCCUGGAAAGACUUGAACAGAUUUUCUUUUCCAGCUAGUUAGAAAAGGAGCUUUCUAAAAGGCUAGUCAAAUUCCCCUGACAAGAAGCUUAGUAGAAAGCUGUCAGCCAGGCCAGAAGCUCAGCCUCUAAGCUUGAGGAAGCCGUUUGAGAGGAUGCCCUUGUGACAGAACCAACUCUGGAACUUGAUUCUUUUCCAUGGCUGAACCCCCUCCCUGUGACUUCCCUUCAGGGGUUAAAGGCUCAGUAUGAGGUGGUGGGGAGAGCCCCACAGAGCCCUGACAGCCCGGGCCAGACAGAGACAGGAGUCUGCUGGCCCUGUCCUGUUCAGUGCUCGGCAGCCCUGUGCCCUCACUGGGUGCAAACCCUGUUCGGCACAAGUGCUCUGGGUCUAUCAAUCCUGCCAUUUCCUUCCUGGAAUUGACCAAAAACCCAGUGGUCUGUGGGAUGAUGCCUCCUGUGUCCCUGACCCAUGAGGUUCCACUGCCCCAGAGGCCCCAUCCACUGCUGCGCCUCUUGGGUGGCCGGACUUGAUUUCUCCAGCUGCACUCGCCUGUCCACGGGGCGGGAAGGGCAUCCCACUGGCUCCUGCACAGGUUGAGAGACCAUCCAGUCAUCCAUCUUCCAUUGCACCAACACCCCUUCUACCCCCAGUCAAUAUGUCUCUCUCCGAUGGGAAAGUUAAUAAAUUUUGCUCUAGAUUAAAAGUAUUGAUCAUUUCAUUUGUAAACGAUAAAUAAAAAGGGGGAACUUUUCAUUGCACCAGGGGUAGCGUCUGGUGUAUUUUGCUGGUGAGAUUGCGCUAGCUGCAAGCAGGGUGGGCUUCUCAUAUGCAUUCUGGCUGGCCGGCUGCAUUGAUUUCCUAUUAGUCUCCCAGCACCACCCAGUAACACAUCAUUUCAGUACCUGCUAUUAAUGGUCUUUUGAUAAAUAAUCACUUGUAAGUCAAUAAAUUUUUAUUAAACAGUG
Messenger RNA from Manis javanica (Malayan pangolin), 5869 nucleotides. RefSeq names its product glycerol-3-phosphate acyltransferase 4 (gene GPAT4). Gene Ontology annotation, cellular component: endoplasmic reticulum. The record is from RefSeq and is a predicted model, not a curated record. Lineage: Eukaryota; Metazoa; Chordata; Mammalia; Pholidota; Manidae. Gene Ontology annotation, biological process: triglyceride biosynthetic process. Gene Ontology annotation, molecular function: glycerol-3-phosphate O-acyltransferase activity.